AUGGUAUCACUUGAUGGUUCUCCGAAGGGUAAAGGCCUAAAUCGUGAUUCUAAGCUCCAAACAGUUGUCUGCUAUCUCGUUUCGAGUUUGAUUGACUCAUCGAAGAUCAAUCGUGAACUAAGAGUUCACGAAUCAAGCAAUCGAGAUAGUUUAUCCGGAUUACUGUUUGAAAAUCGAAGAACAAUAAAGAUGCCUAAGGAAAGAAGAGACCGAUCCGUCUCCAUCGACAGGUCUUGGACAUCUCCAUACGUCUGCAACACCAGUCAUUCAAAACGAUCACUUUCCAAAAACCCAUUAGAAUCCGAAAACAUAAAAGAAUGGGAAGAAGCUCGAUGCCCAGUAUGUAUGGAACACCCACACAACGCCAUCCUCCUGCUCUGUUCUUCCCAUGAAAAAGGUUGUCGCCCAUUCAUGUGUGACACAAGCUAUCGCCAUUCCAACUGCUUUGACCAAUUCCAGAAAGCAUCUUCUGAAUCAUUAGAAACACCACCAACACCAACACCUACACCUACACCUACACCAACAUCAACGCAAACACCAGUCACAACACUAACCUGCCCGCUAUGUCGCGGGCAGGUGACCGGAUGGAUAGUGGUGGAAGCUGCCCGAGGAUUCAUGAAUGGAAAAACCCGAAGCUGUGCUAGUGAAACAUGCGAGUUUUCAGGAACAUAUGCUGACCUGAGAAAGCACGCGAGGCUGGAUCACCCGUUGGUGAGACCAUCAGAAGCUGAUCCAAACAGACAAAGGGAUUGGAGGAGGUUAGAAAGACAAAGAGACAUGGGAGAUUUAUUGAGCACUCUUCAAUCUUCUAUAGCUGAUGAAAAUGGUGAAAAUCUUGAAAAUGGUGUAACAGGAAAUAGUGGUGCUACUACUGCUUUAUCUUUUGAUGAAGGUGGUUGGUUGACCGUGUUUUUCUUGAUUAGGGUUUUUAGACCGCGAAGCGGCUCAAGGAGUAGUAGUAGUUGGUCCGGGACCUCGCGGGCCCGGGCCCAUGUCACAAUUAGGAGGAGACCGAGUACACGGUUGUGGGGGGAGAGUCAUAAUGAAGGAGUUGUAGAUGAUGUUGAUAAUGAUGAUGAUGGUGAUGAUGAAAAGUGUCAUUGUGAAGAGAGAAGAAUCUUUGGCUCGUUCUUCUUUUAUAUGGACAUGGAGUUUGGAGAUUUGUAAGAGAAAAGAGAGAGAGGGAGAGAGAAGGGAGCAAGAAAUUUGAAACUGUAAUUUUAACUUGAAACUUAUAUGAUUUGUUUAUACAUCUUCAAUCAUUGAGAUUUAUCAAGUACUUCUAUCCGUCGUUUGUUUAUCUUGUUGCUAAUGAGUCAACUCGGUAGGGGUAUUUUCGUCAUUUUGUUGGGUUUGGGAGGUUAAAAUGGAGUAGUGUCAUUGUCAUAGUUGUUUCUCAUUUUAUUCGGUUUGGGGUCAUUAUGGAGUAGAAUCAUGAUCAUUUUUCAUGUUGCCCUUCAAUUGGGUCAACUUGUUAGGGGUAUUAUGGUCUUUUUUGUUUGCAUUAGGGGAAUUGUGUUGUAUUUCGCGGUCCCUUAAAGAUGCUCUUUUAACUUUAGUUAGGCAUUUUGUUGGCAUUGUGGUCAUUGUAGUGUACUCCAAAACUUUAAUUAGGCAAACCUAAUAAGGGG
Lactuca saligna is the source of this 1631-nucleotide messenger RNA. NCBI's taxonomy places the organism in Eukaryota, Viridiplantae, Streptophyta, Magnoliopsida, Asterales, Asteraceae. The record is from the annotation of a GenBank genome assembly.